Molecule: messenger RNA, 2139 nt
Organism: Plodia interpunctella (Indianmeal moth)
Lineage: Eukaryota; Metazoa; Arthropoda; Insecta; Lepidoptera; Pyralidae
Product: proton-coupled folate transporter-like
Exons: 7
Coding region: 72-1655 (527 amino acids)
Biological process (GO): transmembrane transport
Cellular component (GO): membrane
Molecular function (GO): transmembrane transporter activity
Source: RefSeq, a predicted model, not a curated record
AUUGAUAAACUUUGAUCAAGAACAAGAAGUUUCUUACAUACAAAUUAUUCAGUAUACUUUUUGAAUCCACUAUGGGAACUGUUGAGGAAGAACCAUUAAAAACAAGCAAAACGCAAACAAUUGAACUAAAAGAAAAGACAUGGAAGGAGAAAAUCCAAUAUGUGAAGGAGAACAUAACUUUAGAACCAGUUUUAACUUGCUACGUAAUCCCUGGAACCAUUUCAAGGUUGGCAACACAGAAUCUGAACCUAGACAAAGCAUGUAGAGUAAAUAAAAACUUCGGUGAAGAAGUUUGCAAUGCAUUACUGGCUAGACAAGGAAAUAAAUACAUCAAUGAGGAAUUGGAAGUCCAGGAGCUAAUAGCCGCUAUGGAAAGCUGGAAGAACGUUUUACUAACAGCUAUACCGAGUUUUCUAAUACUGUUUUUGGGUGCAUGGAGUGACAGGACCAAGAAGCGGAAAUUAUGUAUUCUCUUACCUAUAUUUGGCGAGUUGUUGGCGUGUGUUAGCAAUAUACUAAAUGCUUACUUUUUUUACGAAUUACCGGUUGAGGUAACGAUGUUUUUUGAAGCACUUUUCCCAGCUAUUACUGGAAGUUGGGCAGCUACGUAUAUGGGCGCGUUUAGUUAUAUUAGUGACAUAUCGAGUGAAGAAUCUAGAACUUUCCGGGUUGGUGUUGCCAACCUUUGCCUCACAGCCGGUGGUCCGAUAGGGGCCGCUCUUAGUGGGAUCUUGUUGGAAAAAAUUGGUUACUAUGGAGUAUUUUCGAUAAGUUCUGUGUUGUAUGGAUGUAGUAUUGCCUACGGUUAUUUUUAUAUCACAGAUCCCGAAGGAAAUAAUGAAAAGGAUAGUGUUCAGAAUGAACCAAAAGGAGUCUGGAAUUCUUUAAAGACAUUUUUCGAUUUGCAACACGUGAAGAACACUUUGGAAGUGGCGUUCAAAAAAGGGCCCAAUCAUAGACGAACCAAAUCUAUACUGGUUCUUCUUAGUAUUGGAUUUAUCUAUGGACCUACUUACGGGGAGUUCACAAUGCGCUAUUUGUUCACCCGCUACCGUUUCAACUGGGACGCCGUCAUGUACAGUUUGUUUAGCACCUGCCACAUCCUGACCCAUGCUCUUGGUGCUUUAAUCUCAAUCAGUGUUUUCAGCCGUCGACUUAAAUGGCACGAUUCUGUACUGGGCUUAAUAUCCACCACCAGUAAGAUCAUCGGUGGAGUCUGCACCGGCUUUGCCAGGAACUCUAUGGAGAUGUACAUUGCUGUAAUAAUUGAGUCAUUCAAUGCAACGUCCUUCACUGCUCUCCGUUCUAUCUCGUCUAAACUUGUCACGAAAGAUGAACUAGGUAAAAUGACCUCACUGUUCAAUUUAAUGGAAAUCCUGACUUCCAUGGUAUUCGGCCCUAUAUACUCCAGUGUAUACAAGUGGACAGUAAAAACUGAUGCCAGCGUCAUGUACUAUAUGAGUACAGUUCUAACAAUACCACCUAUUUUGAUUUUUGUGUGGUUUUUCAUGGAGCACAGAAGUACUGUACGCAAAGAAAAAUCCGGUAAAGCUGAAGAAUCGCAGAAGGAGCUGGAAAAACUAGAAAAAAAUAGCGCUUCAGAAAAUAAAGAUGAAUUUUUUUUUAGUAGCAUUGAAAUUGAUCUACCAGAUUAAGCUGUUUCUAAGCUUUUUAAUAUAAUAAGCAGUUAUUUAAUGUGAACAAUCCCAACAUUGAAUUAAAUAUCCCAUUUAGGGUGAGUUGCACCGUCGAGUUUGACGAUAAUUUUUAACUGGCGGCGCGCCGUUGACGUGUGGACAAAAUGGUGUACUUUGCGUUUUUCUACGCACGUUAAAGUUAACGUCAAAGUUUAAGGUGCAACCCACUCUUAUUGUUUGUAUUACAAAUAUUUGAAAAUAAACAACAAAUGAAUUUAAUUUUCGUACUUGGGAUUGGACGUGAGUACCCUUUCAAUCUGAUUGCCAAUUAACUAGUCUAUUUUUUUUUAAUAAAUAUUUGACUACAUAGUAUGUACUAAAACUGGUACCUAAUAGUUCCAAAUAGUCCGGUUUUAUAAGAAGCUUUCUAAUCCACAACUUUCAAAUACAUGUUUAUAUAUUAUCUUCUCAAAUUAAAGUAAAUUAUUUUAAGCAAUGUUUU